Messenger RNA from Apiotrichum porosum, 2061 nucleotides. RefSeq lists its product as uncharacterized. Gene Ontology annotation, cellular component: nucleus; cytosol. The record is from RefSeq and is a predicted model, not a curated record. NCBI's taxonomy places the organism in Eukaryota, Fungi, Basidiomycota, Tremellomycetes, Trichosporonales, Trichosporonaceae. Gene Ontology annotation, molecular function: cysteine-type deubiquitinase activity; cysteine-type endopeptidase activity. The transcript has 4 exons. Bases 1 to 2061 code for a protein of 686 amino acids.
AUGGGGCCGACACGCACACUCGAGUUUGUCCUCUACGACGCAAAGCGUCAGGCAUACACCGGAGACCACGCAAAGCGCGUCGUCAUGACCGCUCGCUCCCCUUCCCCAGUGUCCUCACCCGCUCCCAAAGCCGCCGUAAAGCGCGUCGCGCCCACACGCGUCUCCAUCUCCGCCUCGGCAGCGGCGCCCUCGGCCCAGACCCAGGACAAUAUCUCAGAUGAGGCCAGUGGGAGCAGCAGCAUGCUGCCCCCCUCACCCAAGGGAACGAGCGCGACGAGCGUCAGCGCAGGCAGCGCCAACGCAACUGUGAACGGCACCGCCGCGACCACCCCGUCGAGGAAGGGCAAGGAGCGCGAGGUGAACACCCCCGGAACAACGCCUGUUGCGAACGGCCAUGCCAACGGCCACGCCAACGGCGUGAAUGGUACACCCAACGGCACGCCCAAGUCCAACGCCGCUGCUACUCCCAAGACUACCCCAAAGACAGCGUCGGCCGCCAUGCCCAAGAAGGGCGAGCUGGACAUGACCUGGCCCGAGCCGUUUGCAAGUGCCAAGCGUGCCGCGGGACUGUAUAAUGGCUCAAUGGCGUGCUACACCAACGCGACCUUGCAGGUGUUGCUACACACCCCGCCAUUGCUGCGUGUGGCUGUCGGCCACAACCCGGGUGACUGUCUCCUCGCUGCCAGGAGCAAGUUCUGCAUGCUCUGUGCGAUCCGCAAGAUUGCCACCACGGAGCACUUUGCCGGCCAGAAGAGAGCGUACCGCCCUCUGGCAGUUCACAACAAUCUUGGACAAAUCAAGAAAGGCUUCUCGAAGAACCGUCAAGAGGACGCGCACGAGUUCUUCCGCUUUGUCACUGAUGCGCUCCAGAACACCGAGUUGGCUGGCAAGCCGAAGGACUACCCCGAGAAGGAAAAGCUCAAGACAUGGGUGUACAAGAUGUGGGGCGGCCGCCUGCGCUCUCGCGUGCUCUGCUUGACGUGCCGCAAGCCGUCAGACACGUUCGACUCUGUUCUCGACUUGUCGCUCGACGUUCCGGCCCGCUCCAAGACCAUUGACGACCUGUUCAAGGGAUUGGUUCACGAGGACCGUCUGGACGGCGACAACAAGUACAAUUGUGAAAACUGCAAGAAGAAGUCUGCUGCUACCAAGGCGAUGCGUAUCGCCGAGGCUCCCCCAGUCCUCACUCUUCACUUGAAGAGGUUUGGCUUCUCAUUCCAGAACCCUGGCCGCAUGACAAAGGUCAACAACCUCAUCGAUUACCCCCAAACCUUGGACAUUGCGCCGUACAUGACCGAGGGCCGCCAUGACGGUACCCAGUACCGCCUCUUUGCGGUCACUUGCCACCACGGAACGUCGCUGCACUACGGCCAUUACACGAGCUAUGUCCUCGGCCCCUCGGGAUCGUGGUACAGCGCAGAUGACGAGGACGUGUCUCCCGUCAAGCUCAGUACGGUUCUGCACGACCGCUCGGCCUAUUUGCUCAGCUACAUGCGCGUACCCCGUGGCGAAAAGCUGCCCAACGGCACUCCUUCUGCUGCAAGCCGCGCCGACGCCACCGCCGCGUCGUCCAGCACCGAAGUCUCCCCGGCUGGUCCCGCCGCCAAGCGCAGGCGCGGAGAGGAGAGCGUGCAAUCGUCGCCGAACAAGAAGAACGGUCGUCCUCCACUCGCAGCAGCGUACGGCUCCAACAAGGCUAACGGUGACUCGCCGGCACUUGCUCGCCUCGUGAACCAGUAUGCCUCGGACGACUCGGACGAGGACGCGCUGCCUGCCCCCCAUGCCAUUCGCGGCGACGCAUUCGCCUCUCCCAUCUCCCGCCCGUCCCACCCGUCCCCCGGAGCAGCAUUAAAGGGCAAGCACCACCGCGUUAACCACAAGCACGGAAUUGCGGGCCAUGGCGGUGGCAAGCACGGUGGUGGUGGUGGCAAGCAAGGCAAGCGCGGCGCGCCGAUGCCGUUUGCAGCUGGUUCGCUGAAGAGCAACAUGCGGGGCAAUGGUGGCGGUGGUGGAGGCAGGAAGAAGGGCAUGAAGAAGGCUAUGAGGGGUAGGAACCACUAG